Messenger RNA from Closterium sp. Yama58-4, 888 nucleotides. The record is from the annotation of a GenBank genome assembly. NCBI's taxonomy places the organism in Eukaryota, Viridiplantae, Streptophyta, Zygnematophyceae, Desmidiales, Closteriaceae.
AUGGGGCCUGCGUUGGUUGCAGCGGAUGUGACUGCAGAGGAGGGUGACGUCACCCGAUGGCGAGUCACGUACCGUGUGUGGGACACUGGUAACUACAGCGUCCUGGUCCAAUCAGAGUGCGACACCUUGGACUUCGCUCCCGAUUACUUGGAGCGAGUCAAAAGCACGGGAUCACAUGUCAUGGGCCAGUGGGUCCUCACCGUCCUCCCGUCCACCGAACCAGCUACCGAACCAGCUGCUGCGGCUGAAUCCCAUCCCAGCAGCAAAAUCCCUCAGGAUGCAACAGACGGUCCAGAUUCGCCCUGUGACCAUUCCAUCCACGGCCGGUGGCUGUUCACCCCACAACAAAAAGCCUACACGUGGCAACUCUACCCCUGCGCUCAACCCCUCCCCCCCACCUCCCAAUGGGUCUCCGCCCUUCAAUCCCGGGGUAUUUCCGAGAUCAACUUUGUCGGAGACUCCCACUUGCGAUUCCUCUUCCACCAUCUCUACUUCCUCCUCACUGGCAAGGCCAAUGCAUCCACUGUGAAGCUCCACGGAGACAUCCGAUUGGUCGUGCCGCCCCCUAGCCCGGAGCUGCAGCCCCUGAAGCUGAAUUUCUAUUGGAUUGGAGGGAUCUACGUCGACGGGCCUUUUGGCUGCGUCAAAAAGGAAAGCCGCAUCACGUCACUGGACAGGCUCAAGUUCCCAGCCAUUUCCACCACAGCUGAUAAUGGAACUGGCCUGGCAGAAGCGGUGGCAGCAGGACCAGCAGCAGCAGGAGGAACAACAGCAGCAGCAGCAGCAGCAGCAGCAGCAGGAACAGCAGCAGCCACCGCAGCAGCAACGGAGAUUGCAGGAGCAGCGGAACUGGAGGGUGCAGGAGCAGCAGCCCCCGGGGAAGGUUGA